Herpailurus yagouaroundi (jaguarundi) is the source of this 2095-nucleotide messenger RNA. Its product is annotated as 2'-5'-oligoadenylate synthase-like protein. The coding region runs from base 23 to 1570 and encodes 515 amino acids. Gene Ontology annotation, molecular function: double-stranded RNA binding; protein binding; nucleotidyltransferase activity. Gene Ontology annotation, cellular component: cytosol; nucleoplasm; membrane. NCBI's taxonomy places the organism in Eukaryota, Metazoa, Chordata, Mammalia, Carnivora, Felidae. The record is from RefSeq and is a predicted model, not a curated record. Gene Ontology annotation, biological process: negative regulation of viral genome replication; defense response to virus; regulation of ribonuclease activity. The transcript has 6 exons.
GUGGUACUCUCCUCAUUCAGAGAUGGCGCUGACCCCAGAGCUCUAUGACACCCCUGCCUCCCGGCUGGACUCCUUCGUGACUCAGUGGCUGCAGCCCAGCCGGGACUGGAAAGAAGAGGUCCUGGAGGCCGUGCGGACGGUGCAAAAAUUCCUGCGGGAAGAGCACUUUGAGGGGGAGCAUGGGCUGGACCAGGAAGCGCGGGUGCUGAAGGUGGUCAAGGUAGGCUCCUUUGGGAACGGCACGGUGCUCAGGAGAACCUCGGAGGUGGAACUGGUGGUGUUCCUGAGCUGUUUCCACAGCUUCCGGGAGGAGGCCAGGUACCACCAAGCCGUUCUGAGUCUGAUGUGGAAAAAGCUGUGGUGUUGCCGGGACCUACUGGCCCUUGGGCUUGAGAACGUGGAAAUAGUCCAAGGAGUCCCCGACGCCCUCGUCUUUACCAUCCCGACCAGGAAGACCGCAGAGCUCGUCACUGUCACCGUCGUGCCUGCCUACAGGGCCCUGGGGCCUUCUGUUUCCAACUCUCAGCCACCUCCUGAGGUCUAUGUGAGUCUGAUUGAGGCCCACGGUUACCCUGGAAACUUCUCCCCAUCCUUCAGCGAGCUGCAGAGGAACUUUGUGAAACAUCGGCCAACCAAGCUGAAAAGCCUCCUGCGGCUGGUAAAACACUGGUACCUACAGUACGUGAAAGCCAAGUGCCCAAGGGCGGCGCUGCCCCCUGUCUAUGCCCUUGAGCUGCUGACUAUCUAUGCCUGGGAAGUAGGUGCCCAGGAGGACGAGAGCUUCAGGCUGGACGAGGGCUUUGCCACUGUGAUGGAGCUGCUCCAGGAGUAUGAGUUCCUCUGCAUCUACUGGACCAAGUACUACACAUUCCAGAACCCACUCAUCAAGGGCUUUGUCAGAAAACAGUUCAAAAGAGACAGGCCUGUCAUCCUGGAUCCAGCUGACCCCACCCACAAUGUGGCAGAAGGGUACAGAUGGGACAUCGUCGCCCAGAGGGCCUCCCAGUGCCUGAAACAGAACUGUUGCUAUGACGACAAGGAGAAUCCAGUCCCCAGCUGGACCGUGAAGCGGGCACGAGACAUCCAAGUGACCGUGGAACAGUGGGGUUACUCAGAUCUGAUCCUCAGGGUGAACCCUUAUGAACCCAUAAAGAAGGUUAAAGAGAAGAUCUGGCAGAGCCGGGGCUGCGUAGGCCUACAGCAUCUGUCCUUCCAGGAGCCUGGUGGCAAGCGACAGCCCCUCAAUAGCCGGUGCUCCUUGGCCUAUUACGGAGUCUUCUCCAACAUCCGCAUCUGUCUGGUGGAGACCAUCUCCCCCGAGAUCCAGGUCUUUGUGAAUCAUCCCAAUGGCGGGAGCCACGCCUACGCCAUUGACCCCAAAAGCUUCAUCCUGGGCCUGAAGCAGCAGAUUGAAGACAAGCAGGGGCUGCCCACAAGUCAGCAGCAGCUGGAGUUCCAAGGCCAAGUCCUGCAGGAUUGGGUGUCUUUGUGGAGCUAUGGUAUCCGGGAUAGUGAUACCCUCAUCCUCUCCGAGAAGAGAGCUGGAAAGUUUCCUUUUCUGCCCAACUAAUCCGGGACUCAGCAUUAUCAACCACUUCCUCCAGCUCUCGCCUGGGGGAGGUCCCAUGUCUUCACCAGCUUUGUAAAUAGUGAGCGUAGCUCCGCCAGGAGGGAUGUGGGACACUUGCUAUACGAUGGACAAUGGCCAGACCAUACACGCCAAUAGAAUUCUGACCCACAGCCUCUGCAGUCCCCUAGGCCAGGAAGCCAAACUAUCACCUCUGUAGCAAGCACCCCCAAAUCAUCAGGACUUGGUUGAUCAGGGCCAGCUUCCCUAAUUCGACCUCACUUCCAACUUAGAACCAACCAGAAAAAUCCAGAUAGGCUCCCUAACCAAUCACAGAGGAGGCCCUGCUUCUAAUUAGCUGCCUACUGCUUCCCCAUGCCAACAGCUUCAAUCAGCGUAUACCUGAAGCCUUCCCUUUUUUUCCACUAUAAAGUUUUCCCUGUCUUGGAAUCUCUGCCAGUUUACGAGGGAUGCUGGCUGACUCCCUUGCAAUAGCAAGUUGGAAAUAAAUAACCUUUGUUUAUUCUC